UUUACGCACCGACGUAAUGACGAAACGGUCAUAGCAACCAGCAUGGCGACGGAGAAGCAUUAGGUUACCCCCGUUUAAAUUACUCCGGAGUACAUCCAUUAAUCGUUUUUUUUUUUUGGUUUAUUUACUGCGUGGACAUGUUGACAGUGGAGUCCGCCGGAGUUCCCGCAUGUGACCGCACACUUCCGGAGCUGUUGCGGGACAAACCUGAGGAACAUGGGAUACGCUAAACUCAGCGAUGCUAUGGAGUCGAGAACAGGAAGUGUAUCAUCUGGACGAACUUUCAGCCCUGAAGUGAGAGGUCAGGCUUCAAAAACUAGUUCUUUUCAUCAUCCCUCCUCCAGCAAGCUUGCACAGUCCAUCAUCAAAGACCACAUGGUGUCUCAUUACAAAAAGAUUUACUCGGCUAAAGCGGCAGUUGAUACCUCCGUUCCCAAAAGCUUGCUGCAAAGUGUGAAAUACAAAGACCAGAUUAGGCGAGAGCAGCAGAGGAAAGAGGGGCGUCCUCAAUCUGCCUACUCCAUCCCUCGGCAUAGCAGAGCUUCUUCCUGCUCCUCAACCCACAGUAAAUUGUCUGCGCAGUAUGAUGACAGUGCCUACCUCUGCUCCAGGAGCUCCUUUCUCUCCAGCCCCAGGUUCAACACCUCCUUUAAGCCCAACGAAAUCGUUUAUCCGUCUUUUAAAGUCGGCUCCCAUCACAGACGUGCGGCAUCGGAGACAAAGUACCGGAGCCCAGAUGUAACUCUGCAAAGAAAGCACUCCGCAUCUUCAGUCGCAGCUUUGAGAGAUCAGCGUGGCUUCCAAACUUUCCAGGACCCCGUCCAGAAGACGUACAGCGGGGAUCUGCUGCAAAAACAUUCCCAGCGCUUUACUCAGGAGAAGCCUUUCACACCCAAGACACUGAAAUCAGAGAGGAGCUCUUACCUGUCAAAGUAUCGCUUUUACAGAGCACCACAAAGGAAACAUAUCCAGGAUCAAAGUCCUUUAAAACUAAAACAGGAGACGCACAAUGAAAGCACAAAAAACAUGGAGUACAGCGAAGAACUGGACGAUCCAUCUCAGGAAUAUUCUACAGAGCACGAGUGGACUGAAGAUGAGGCCAAUGACACUCGACUGAGCGGAACAGCUAAGAGCAGAGAUCGAUUGUUCGAGUCACUAAGCAGGGCUUCACCAGAAGUCAGUAAAUCUUCCGAUUUUUGUCAAUCGUCUGCAGAAGAGGAAGAGUUGAUGUAUCUUGAAUUUAUUUCUGGUGUAACAAAAGAUAUUUUGUCAAGAGGACACAUCUCUAACAGGGUCAUCGAGCGGGUGAUGAAGCGGCAUAUUGAGAUGAAUUUGCAUAAACUCGAUGAGGGUAAAAUGCACCACCUUCUGGAAGUGCUGCGUAGAGAGUUGGAAGAUCCAUCCAACACGUUCCCCUCAUCAAAAGAGGCCGAGAUAAAGGGAAAUGACCUGCUUGAUGGAAUAUUUUCCCAUCUGGACUUUGAAGGAAAGCACAGGACAGCUAAAGAAGAAGACGAUAAAGAUUCAUUCCCUUAUGUGUCAUUAACCAAACCUGGUAUUUUAACAAGCUGCACAGAUUUUUUGGCUUCAACACCUUUAGGCUCCCCUGAAAACACUACUACCUCUUCAACUAAAAUAUGGGAAAAAGAGGAUGAGAAAGUCCAAGAGGAGAGCAGAGCAGAUUUAACUUUAUCGAAUGAAGAAGAAGCUACCAGUGAUGUGAGGAUUGUCCAGAUAGACACCACUGAACGGAACGAUGAAAAACAUGAGCACACUUCUGAAAGCAGUGACACCAGCAUUCAGUCUAAAGAGGUUGACGAUCUGGGGAAAGGUCUGUCAGAGUGGCAUCUUUCCAAUAACUCUGAAACAGUAGAAAGUAACAAGGAGCAACACAAUAACUCUGUCAGCGAUGAUGAAUUUUAACUAUAACUGUGUUAUUUUUUAAACAAAAGGUCAUUUUUGAUCAUAAAGAUGUGUCAGAUAUAUAUUUUACUGUCAUUUUUCCUUGUUUACACAUUCACAAAAGCUUCUUUAGUUCUCAUUUUAUUCAACUUCACAAUUUUAAUUUUUUUUUAACUUUGUCUAACUGAGCAAAACUGUAACCCCCUUCUAACCUACAAAGCAAAGCUCUACACUUUUUUAUUCUUUCCACUCAAAAAUGUUAAACUGAUUUCUUAGUUUUGUUUUUUUAGUGGUUGUGUGGCUGAUUUAAAUGAUCCUCUGAUAUGUAGCAAAUUAAAAAUGAUUAUCACCAGAAAGUGUCUUUAAAUUAGCAAUAAAUCUGUUUUUCCUUG
Oryzias melastigma (Indian medaka) is the source of this 2294-nucleotide messenger RNA. RefSeq names its product spermatogenesis associated 7 (gene spata7). Gene Ontology annotation, cellular component: photoreceptor distal connecting cilium; axoneme; ciliary basal body. Gene Ontology annotation, biological process: microtubule cytoskeleton organization; photoreceptor cell maintenance; protein localization to photoreceptor outer segment. NCBI's taxonomy places the organism in Eukaryota, Metazoa, Chordata, Actinopteri, Beloniformes, Adrianichthyidae. The record is from RefSeq and is a predicted model, not a curated record. The transcript has 12 exons. Bases 217 to 1923 code for a protein of 568 amino acids.